AAGUACCACAUCUGAGUAUUUCUACUUCAACUCAAGAACAAGAUCUGAGUACUUCUGAUGAGUCCCCCCUAUGGUUAACAGAUCCUAUAACGUGAUAUAUAACAUGAUCCAGAGCCGGUUCCGAAAGUAUGUCAGUGGGUUACUUUGACCCGGUGCAGCUGGGGGAGGAGCCAGGGAUCUGGGUCACAUGGCUGCACACCCGACCAGAAACAGUCCCUCUGCACAACCAGGAGCCGAGCUGUUUCUCUGCAUUCAGCCUGUUUCUGUCAAUGGGAAGCGGAAUAUCUGCAUUUAAAUCCUGAGAACACAGAGAGAACCAGACCCGCGGUUUCAUUUCCUGCAAGAGUAAAGCAAAAACCAGCUUCCAGGACGACAAACUGGCCAUUUUGCUCUCGUUUCAAACUCAGAUUUCUAAUAUCGAGUCUGUCACUGCCGCUGUAUUUAUUUCUAGUGUUUUAUUUGAUUGCCUGGUUUAGGUGUGGUUGAUUUAAAUGUUAUAGCGAAUUUCUCCACCGGGAUACAUCAGCGACUUCUCAGUUGCUGAACACAAACACAGAAAACACGGCUUCAGCACUGAGGUAGCACAGGAGGAGGAAAACCCCCCGGAAAUCACACAAAAUAAAGGAUAUGGAGUCGACCAAAGCUGGGGGCGUAAUAGCCUACAUCAGCUCCACCACCUCCAGCCCUGAGUCCUGCCACAGUGACUCCUCCAACGGCAGCUUACCCUCCUCCUCCUCACCCUCCUCUUCUUCACCCAGCCGCCUGCAGCUGGCACCCCCCACCCCCCAGAUCCUGCCCGGGACACCGAAGACCGGACGCUCCUCCUCAUCCUCCACCUCCACCGCAAAAUGUGGCAUCACAAAAAUCAACGGCCUGGUGCUGCUGUGUAAAGUCUGCGGGGACGUGGCCUCUGGGUUCCACUACGGGGUUCACGCCUGCGAGGGCUGCAAGGGCUUCUUCCGGAGGAGCAUCCAGCAGAACAUCCAGUACAAGAAGUGCCUUAAGAACGAGAGCUGCCCCAUCAUGAGGAUCAACAGGAACCGCUGCCAGCAGUGCCGCUUCAAGAAGUGCCUGCUGGUGGGGAUGUCCCGGGACUCGGUGCGUUUCGGCCGGAUCCCAAAGCGGGAGAAGCAGCGCAUGCUCCUGGAGAUGCAGAGCGCCAUGAACAACAUGAUGAACAACAGCCAGCUGCAGGGCCAGCUGCACGGGGGCCAGAGCCAGCUGCUCGGGGGCCCCAUGCUGCCUUGCCCUCUCCCGGCCACUGACGCUACCUCAGAGAACGCAGGCCCUGCCCCCUCCCCGCGCUCCAGCCAAUCAGACGUCGGCUCUGACCCCGGCGUCGCCAUGGACACCAGCUCGGCCUCUCCCGCGUCUGACAGCGCGUCGUCGGAGGAAGCGAUUGGAUCCGUGACGAGGGCCCACCAGGAGACCUUCAUGUACAACCAGGAGCCCAGCAGCCUGGCCCCCGAGGCCCCGCCCCCCGCCGCCACCCCCCCCUCCCUCGGGGAGCGGCAGGACGCCUGGAACCACCACAACAACCUGGUGACCAUCCAGGACCCCCCCUCCAGCCUGGGCACCCAGGGUCAGGAGGAGACGCCCCCCCCCACCCACUGUCCCUUCAGGAUGUCCAGAGGCUCCGCCCCCAGCCACUGCCCCUCCUACGCACACGGGGCCUUCGGAGCUCAGCCCCCUGAGGGCCCUGUCAACACCGCCUGCAGCGCCCCCCUGUGGAGAGGAGGCAACAGGAUGCACCUGGUGUGUCCGAUGAACACCUCCCCUCACGUGGACCCUCACAAGUCGGGCCACGAGGUUUGGGAGGAUUUCUCCCACAGCUUCACCCCUGCCGUCAGGGAGGUGGUGGAGUUCGCCAAGAAGAUCCCGGGCUUCAGAGACCUGUCGCAGCACGACCAGGUCAGCCUGCUGAAGGCCGGCACCUUCGAGGUGCUGGUGGUCCGCUUUGCUUCCCUGUUUGACGUGAAGGACCACACCGUCACCUUCCUGGGGGGGAAAAAGUACAGCGUGGAGACUCUGAGGGCCAUGGGGGCCGGAGACCUCCUGAACUCCAUGUUCGACUUCAGCGAGAAGCUGGUCAACCUGGGCCUCAGCGAGGAGGAGAUGAGCCUCUUCACCGCCGUGGUGCUGGUCUCUGCAGACCGCUCGGGCAUCGAGAACGUGAACUCGGUGGAGGCGCUGCAGGAGACGCUGAUCCGGACGCUGCGCAGCCUCAUCACCAGGAACCACCCCAACGAGUCGGCCGUGUUCACCAGGCUGCUGCUGAAGCUGCCCGACCUGCGCUCGCUCAACAACAUGCACUCCGAGGAGCUGCUGGCCUUCAAGGUCCAUUCCUGAACCUUCCUCUGAUACUUGACGAACUGUGAGCGGACCACCUGCUCCUGCCUACAACCCCCACCCCCCCCACCCCCACCUCUCAAAGCUGAAAUUUGACAUUCAAAGGGAUGGGGGGGGGGGGUGGGGGCAUACAAUGUUCUCGUACUGUACUGUAGGGCGCCACUGCCUUUGUGAUGGUGAUGCAUACAGACACACACUGAUGGACGUGUGUGUUUCCUGUGUUUGUGUGUAGCAUCCUGUGUGUGGGGACAAACAUUAGCAGCACUUUCUGUAUCGUGUAAGCUGGUAUUUCUGCAUUCAUAGUGCAAUAUGUGACUUUUGAUUUAUAGCGAGGAGGAGAAACUUGUGUAUACCUUCGACGGGAGACUUAAAUGCUGUUUGAUAAGCGGGAAAAAAAAACCUGGACACUGAAAUGCUGACGAGUUUAAAAAAGCAGACGACAAGGAGACGUAAAGCUGCUAAACAACCCUGAAUGUUUUAAUCUGAGGGAAUUAGGGACGUAUCAUGAGUCUUAUCUGCCAUGCGAGUUGUCGUCCAUUGCGUGUCAUUAUUUGUAAAUGAUUUGGGCAUUGGGAUGAUUUAAAGUGCCACGAUUGCUUGCUGAUUUGUGCUCGUGCGUCACUGAAAGAAAGGACGUAUUUAAGACUGUAAGGUUUAUUUCGCUCCCACUUGCUUGAAUAAACACGUUCUGUUCUACAAAACUGUACAGACUUUAGCUGAGUAGUUGAACUGAAUAGGUCGGACUAUUCCAGAUAAAGUAUGAUUGUAACGUCACUGAAGUGAUUGUAAUUUAAAGGCUGUUCUUGUUUCCAGAGCUUCUGUCGUGGUGGUUCUGUUCUCCUCUGUGAAAGGACAGCAGUAUGUGUAGAUUUCUAUAUGAAUAUAAACCAACUAUCAAACAUUACUGCAUAGAUGAAUAUAUCUAUAUAAAUACAUUUUAUAAAUGCA
Molecule: messenger RNA, 3297 nt
Organism: Eleginops maclovinus (Patagonian blennie)
Lineage: Eukaryota; Metazoa; Chordata; Actinopteri; Perciformes; Eleginopidae
Gene: nr1d2b
Product: nuclear receptor subfamily 1, group D, member 2b
Biological process (GO): negative regulation of transcription by RNA polymerase II; positive regulation of transcription by RNA polymerase II; cell differentiation
Molecular function (GO): RNA polymerase II cis-regulatory region sequence-specific DNA binding; zinc ion binding; nuclear receptor activity
Source: RefSeq, a predicted model, not a curated record